Messenger RNA from Pelobates cultripes (western spadefoot toad), 345 nucleotides. The record is from the annotation of a GenBank genome assembly. Lineage: Eukaryota; Metazoa; Chordata; Amphibia; Anura; Pelobatidae.
AUGAAACCCCUCACAGACCUACUGCGCUCUAGGAACAUAAGAUACCGCUGGGGAUUCCCUCUGGCCCUUACUGCCACGCAUAAUGGUACAACAGCAACUCUAUCCUCAGCAGAGGACGUGCGGGUCUUCACCUCGGCCCUAGACCUACCGGACAUAUACAUACCAGACUGGUAUGGGCCGCUACAACCCCCAAAUCGCUUGCAGAUGACCCACAAGCAAAGAGGGCAGACGCCAUCCAAAUGCAGAAGCAACGACCAAAUGCACCACCAAGGAGGUCCCAGACCGAGAGCAGGCCCCCCGGCCCUUCGAUGGGACCCAAGGCACGUGACGACGACCACCAGCUAA